Molecule: messenger RNA, 1092 nt
Organism: Electrophorus electricus (electric eel)
Lineage: Eukaryota; Metazoa; Chordata; Actinopteri; Gymnotiformes; Gymnotidae
Product: putative oxidoreductase YjmC
Molecular function (GO): oxidoreductase activity
Source: RefSeq, a predicted model, not a curated record
AUGAGCCUUACCAGGUGCUUGCUGCUGCAGAUGGAGGUGCAGGCGUUCAUUGAGCACUGUAUGCAGGUGGUGGGCACCAGGGCCAGUCACGCCCGCAGCCUGGCACAUGUGCUGCUGGAGGGGGACCUACGCGGGCACUACAGCCAUGGGCUCAACCGCAUGGAUGUGUAUGUAACAGAGAUCCGUGCAGGAAUCUGUGCACGGGAUGGUGAACCUGUUGUAGAGAAAGAGUCGGCUGCCACAGCUCUUGUGAAUGGAAAAAAUCUCCUGGGUCCAGUUGUGGGAAAUUACUGUAUGUCUUUAGCUGUGAAGAAAGCACAAGACAUGGGCGUCGGCUGGGUGGUGGCCCACGGCUCCAACCACUUUGGCAUUGCUGCCUAUUAUUCCAUGCAAGCACUGAAAGAGAACAUGAUAGGAAUGGCCUACACUAACACCUCUCCGCUAGUGGUCCCAACUCGAGCCAAAGAGGGCACACUGGGAACAAAUCCCAUAAGUGUAGCAGCUCCUGCUAUGGAUGGAGACAGCUUUGUACUAGAUAUGGCAACCUCUGCUGUUGCCCUUGGAAAGGUGGAAAUCCACGAGCGUAAUGGUGUCUCCAUCCCUGAGGGUUGGGGGUGUGACUCAGGGGGCCGGGUCAGUACCGAGCCCAAGGCAGUCCUGUCUGGAGGAGGCCUGGUGCCCUUGGGCGGCAAUGAGACCACAGGCAGCCAUAAGGGUUAUGGCCUCUCCCUGAUGGUGGAGGUGUUCUGUGGUAUGCUAGCUGGUGCCCAGUACAGCAAACAUAUACGCACCUGGAGAGUGACUGACCGCAUGGCUGACCUGGGUCAGUGCUUUGUGGCAGUAAACCCAGAGCACUUUGCUCCAGGAUUCAAUGACAGAAUGUCACAUCUGCUGUCCUUGCACAGGAACCUGGAGCCAGUGGAUCCUGGGAUGCCUGUAAUGGCUGCAGGAGACCCAGAGAGGAAGCACAUGCAGACCUGUCAAGAGCUGGGGGGCAUUCCAUACUACCUGAGUGUGGUCAAACACAUGAAUGAGUUUGCCAGCACCCUGGGCGUAAGACCCUUGCUGCCCACCCACAGACAUAUGCAGUAA